UUCACAGUGCGCAUGCGCAGAACAGGGCUAGAGGAACCCGUGUAAUGGCUGUGGAUGGUGUGCGGGAGAACCGAUAUCCCGCCGCUGAUUUCUCCCGAACUACAGCUCCGUCAGACCGGCUACAGCUCCCAGCUCUCCCCGGGCCUACCAUGAUCCACAUCCCCGCGGAGCAGCGCGAUCACAGUGGGCCGAGCAGCGGGAACUGAACUCUAUCAGCUGGUUCUGAGGGCAGCCCGUGGCCAUGGCUAUGAGGGAACGUCUGAAGGCGGUGCUGAACGUGGGCCUGCGGGUGCCGAGCAUCAUGCUGUUGGAGGUUCUGUACCGCUGGGACGUCAGCUCCUUCUUCCAGAAGAUCCAGAGGAGCAGCCUCAACAACAACCCCCUCUUCCAGUACAAGUACCUGGCCCUCUACCUGCACUACGUGGGUUAUAUCCUGAGCCUGGUUCUGCUGACGCUGCCACGCCAGCACUUGGUGCGCCUUUACCUGUAUGUUCUCACGGCUCUGCUGCUCUAUGCAGGACACCAGCUCUCCAGGGAUUACGUUCGUAGCGAGCUGGACUCUGGCUAUGAAGGUCCUCUGUACCUGGAUCCGCUCUCCAUGAACCGCUUCUCCACAGCUCUUAUUGGUCAGCUGGUGGUGUGUACGCUGUGCUCCUGUGUGAUGCAGACUAAGCAGAUCUGGCUGUUCUCUGCUCAUCUGCUUCCUCUGGUGGCCAGGCUUUGCCUGGUGCCCUUAGAGACCAUCGUCUUCAUCAACCGCUUCGCCAUGAUCUUCACAGGUCUGGAGGUGCUCUACUUCCUGGCCAUGAACCUGCUGGUGCCCUACAACCUGGCCAAGACUGCGUACAGAGAGCUAGCACAGGUGGUGGAGGUGUACGGGCUGCUGGCUCUGGGGAUGUCUCUGUGGAAUCAGCUGGUUCUACCUGUGCUCUUCAUGUGCUUCUGGCUGGUGCUGUUCGCUUUACAGAUCUACACCUAUUUCAGCACUCGAGAUCAGCCGCCGUCUCGCGAGAGACUGCUCUUCCUCUUCCUCACCAGUAUUGCUGAGUGCUGUUGUACUCCAUACUCUCUGCUGGGGCUGGUCUUCACUGUUUCCUUCGUGGCGCUGGGCGUCCUCACUCUCUGCAAAUUCUAUCUACAGGGCUACCGAGCCUUCAUGAAUGACAACGCCAUGCCCAGGGGGAUGACAGAAGGGAUCACUCUGCUGAUUCUGUCUGUUCAGACUGGACUGAUUGAGCUCCAGGUGAUCCACCGGGCCUUCCUCCUCAGCAUCAUCCUCUUCAUCGUGGUGGCCUCUAUACUGCAGUCCAUGCUGGAGAUUGCUGACCCCAUAGUGCUGGCACUGGGGGCCUCCAGAGACAAGAGUUUGUGGAAGCACUUCAGAGCCGUCAGCCUCUGUCUCUUCCUUCUGGUGUUUCCAGCCUACAUGUCCUACAUGAUCUGCCAGUUCUUCCACAUGGACUUCUGGCUGCUCAUCAUUAUCUCCUCCAGCAUUCUUACCUCACUGCAGGUUCUGGGCACCCUGCUGAUCUACGUGCUGUUUAUGGUGGAAGAGAUCCGUAAGGCUCCUGUGGAGAACAUGGACGAGGUGAUUUAUUACGUGAACGGAACGUACCGGCUGCUGGAGUUCGUGGUGGCGCUGUGCGUGGUGGCGUACGGCGUGUCGGAGACGCUGUUCGGCGAGUGGACCGUGAUGGGCUCCACCAUCAUCCUGGUGCACGCCUACUACAACGUGUGGCUGCGGGCACAGCUGGGCUGGCAGAGCUUCCUGCUCCGCCGAGACGCCGUGCACAAAAUCCAGAGCAUGCCCACGGCCUCCACCCUGCAGCUCCAGCAGCACAACGACAUCUGCUCCAUCUGCUAUCAGGACAUGAAAUCAGCGGUAAUCACCCCCUGCGGACACUUCUUCCACGCUGGCUGUCUGAAGAAGUGGCUCUACGUGCAGGAGACCUGCCCACUGUGCCACAAUCAGCUGAAGAGCCAGGCACCGUCCGCAAACACUCCUGCUCCACCUGCCCCGGAUACCCCUGAUACCCCCGAUACCCCACCAGCCAAUCAGAACUCUCCAGAGACAGAGCGAGGAGAAUCGUCCGGCGGGUCGGACUCAGAAGAAAAAACCACGUCUGCUGAGAAAACCUCACCAGAUCUGGAGCCCCAGUCGAGUCUUCAGCAAACUUCUGCAGAUCCAGAGCUGGAAGAGCCUGAACCGUCGCUGCAGAUGAUUAUUCCAGAAGAAUCCGAAGAAUGUGAUUGGUCGAGGUGUGAGAAAAGCGGUGAAGACCAGACUGAAGAGCUCGCGGACAGUGAAGAUCUGCACUCCACUUCUUUAGGCGUCUCUCCUCCUUCUUAAGUAGAUCUGUGCUCAGCUUAAGUCUGCUUAGAGUCUUUACUAAGAGUCUUAGAGUCGAGGUUCUUUCACACAAAGUACGUUUUUUUCAGACACAACGGAUGUGAUUAUAUUUAUAACAAGUCUUACAGCUCUUAUUAAAGUCCAUUCUUUCUGUUUCUCUGCUCCCUGUCCACUUCAGCGCUCUUUAAUCUCAUCCCCCACAUAGUACACUAGCAAGGGACGCUAAAAUAGCAGAGCUGAGAUGGUUUAUAAUGAGCCUAUCCACUAUUUCCUUUUCUUAUUUCCCGUUAUCUCACUGCAAACUACAGUAGGGAGCCUGAGAGUGAGAUUUAAAUGAAUAAGGGUAUAGCUAAAAGCUAAAAUUCAAACUAACUAACUAACUACUAACUAGUCCAGGAUAUUCUUUUAAUUUUCGAUUAAAAUUCUCAAACUAAAACGAUGCGAUAUAUUGCAAUAUCUAUAUUUUGUCCCACCCUUAAACAACGUUAUUACAUUCUUAAAUCAAAUCAGCAUUCAAUAACAAUAUCUGUAGUUUUGGAUGCCACAUAUCGAUAAUAUUUAACAAACGAAAACGAUACGAUAUAUGGCGAUAUUGAUAUUUUGACCCACCCUUAAACAGCAUUACUUACCUACCUAAAUCAAUCAAUAUUCAAUAACAAUAUCUAUAAUUUUGGACACCAUGUUUCGAUAAUAUUUUGCAAGUGAAAACGAUACGAUAUAUAACAAUGUCGAUAUUUUGUCCCACCCUAAAACAAUAUUGCUUACAUUCUUAAAUCAAAUCAACAUUCAAUAACUAUCUAUAAUUAAGUCAAAUCAACAUUCAGUAACUAUAUCAAUCAUUUUAAAUGCGACAAUUCGAUAAUAUUUUGCAAACGAAAACGAUUUGAUAUAUCGUAAUAUCUAUAUUUUGUCCCACCCUUAAACAGAGUUAUUACUUUCUUAAACUAUUUGACCUAUUCACAAACCAAAACGAUAUGAUACAUUGCAAUUUCGAUAUUUUGUUCCACCCUUAAACAGCAUUACAUGCUUUCUUAAAUCAAAUCAACAUUCAAUUACAAUAUCUCUAAUUGUGCAUGCAACAUUUCGAUAAUAUUUUACAAACAAAGACGAUACAAUGUUUCGCAAUAUCAGUAUUUUGUCCCACUCCUAAUGUGUGUUGAUUUCGUUUUUGGUUUACGUUUUAUCUUUUUUUUUUCUUUCUUUUCUUUUAUGUCCGUAAAUAUCGUACUCUGUGUGAAAGAACCUUAAUGUUGCCAGUGUGUGAAGAAAUCCUCGUGCUGGAUGUUGAUGUUGAUGGUUGAACUGGACACGCCCGUUUCAUAGGUUUAUGAUGAUGAUGCUCUUUAUCAGAGCUGUUAAGAGUUAGGUCUUCUGAAUUUGUAUGAACUUCAAGCUUAUCUGAGCUUUUAAUUCCAAACUGUUGGAUAUUUUUUACAGAAGCUCUGAUUAUAUUUCAAAUGGUCCCUAAAUUUCCUCUUCCUGCACUACAAACAUUCAACCACAAUCGCUUCAGCUUCUGAAAGUCGAAUGAUCUGAAACGUUGAAAUUGACUGAAAACUGUUACAUUUGAAGGCGUAUAAUUAUGAUUUUGACUGAAGUUUACUCAAUUUGUUGAUGCACCCUGAUCCUGAUGGACGGAAAAGAAUGAUGCACCAAACUGAUACGUUCACACAGCAGAUAAAAGUGACCCAAAUCUGAUUAUCUGGCCAAAUCUGAUGUUUAUUUCAUGCAGUUUCCACUUUUAUGUGGUGAUUUCUUUAUGUGAUCUAUAUCUGAUAUCCGUCUAAACGGUUUUUGUUGUGUAACUGAAGCACAUGUGCUAAACAACAGCUAUUUGAGCUUCACGUGAAGUUUCAGUUUCGUUCCCGUUAGAAUCUCUAAGUCUUUGAGCUUAUUUAUUAGAAAAAGUGAGACACAUCAGCCCGGAUAUUUGAUAUAUUAGCUUAUUAUGCCAACCCUAAAUUCCUGAACUCACUGCUUUUCCUGUCUACUUACAGUGUUAAGCUGUAUUCAGAUGGGAUAAGUUUCUUAGGGGUGUUAGGGGAUUCUCUGUGAUUUUAUUCCCGUCCAGAACCACCAUGUACGUGUUACAGGCUGAAUUAUCUACUGUUUUUCUCUGAACUCCGUGCUCCUCCAGUAAUUUUAGUCCCGUCCGGACGCACAUCUCUGAGUUUCGUCUCCUCCCCUUUAAUAAAAUAGAUAUUUGUCCACUGCCGCUCACCGUAAUUACACUUUGGCUGCGCCACGGUUUCCACAGAGAUCCAUGUUAAAAAAAACACAACAGCGAGUGGAAACGGAGGAGCUACUGAACGCCGUGAUGUCGUGGGACCGAGAAAAACAAGCCUAAAAACUCACUGGUCCUCCUGUUUUUUAGGGCUUUUUUCCCCCACUUUUUUCUUGAUCAAGAAAUUGCAUGAAUUCUGAUCUGGCCAAAUCAGAUAUUUAUCAGAUUUUACGUGGUUUUAAACAGAUUUUUUCCACUUUUACCUGCUGUGUGAGCGUGUACGCCUUAAAGCUGUUUUCACACUGAACAUGGAAAUUUCACAGCUAUGCUUUCAGAUACAUCGUUUUCAUUAGGAUUUCUGGCAUAGGUGCGAAUGCUUAGGCUUUAAAAGAACAAUGUACAUUAAUAUUCAAGUCAACCAAACUAUUAAGAGAAAUAUAUGAAAUUAUUUAGUAAACAAAAAGUGUUAAACAAACCAGAAUAUGUUUUAUAUUUUAUUUACAUUUUAUUUAUGAUCAGUUUUGAACGUCUCUGCUGGAUUUUCUCAGUCAGUUUUAUGAGGUAGAGUAACCUGGAAUUCAGGCUUUCAGUUAACAGCUGUGCUGAACUCAUCAAGAGUUAAUUACUUGAAUUUCUUGUCUCUUAAUAAAGUGUUUGAGAGCAUCAGUUAAAGUAAAGUAGUGAAGAGGUAGAGUUACAGGUAUACAGUGAAUAGUGAAUAUUUGAGUAAUGUUAAUUUUUAGAAAAGUGCAGUUACAGCAAAGACCAUCAAAAACAUUAUGAUGAUGGAACUGGCACUCAUCAGGACCGCCCCAGGAAAGAAAGAGCCAUAGUUUAUCAGAGUUACCAGCCUCAGAAAACGCAAGUUAACAUCUCCCCAGAUAAGAGCAGCUAAAUAAUAAAAUGUUUCACAGAUUAUUUUGGUUUGUUUAACACUUUUGUCUCUAAAUCAGUUAGUUGUUUGCUAAUAUCGUGCAGCUUUAGUUCAGUGUGAAAACAGUUUAAUAAUACAGAAUUUGUGCUACAUGUGAGUCAGAAUACCUUUAUCUCAUGUUUACUGUAAGGAUCUCUGUGUUUACUCUGUGUGAAACAGAAUUAGGAUCUGGAUCUGGAUCUGAAUCUGGAUCUGGAUCAGCUUUUAUUCUUUAAAGCCUGGAUGUGAGAAUCUAAUAUUUUUGGACGUAGACAAUCAGUAGAAGUAGAAAAGGGUGAAGAAUCACGUUAUGCAUUAUGGGUUCGCCUCCUGAAAAAAUGUCCUGCUUUAUUUCAGUGUCCUGAUUUCAAUUCCACCCCAAAAAAGGGCAAAUUAAGAUUACAUAGCCACUUGUUUUUUAUAUUAGAUAUAUAUUUAUCAGAUGAGUGUCUCUAUUGAGAUUUAUUUUGUGUAUAGUAGGCCUGUCACAAUAACCAAAAAAUUUCUUUUUGGACAAUAUAUUUUCACCUUAAAUGAAAAUUCUGUAAAUUAUAAAGAUUUUUUUGAUCAUUUUUUCAUUUUAGGACCAAAUUGUGCCGAUUAUGAUUUAAUUAUACUAAUAAAACACAAUACUACGUCAACACAUUAGCUUUAAAAAUUAAUGAUUAUCUAUAUAUUUUCAUAAUUUAGUUAAAAUUUGAAUAUAUAAAGUCCUCACACUGAAGUAGCAAGCAAAAUAAAAUCCCUAUUCUUAAAUAGAAUUCACGAUAUUUGGCCUGUUUUGACCUGUAGUUCGUUUCUCUGGUUUAAAUCAGUUUAACGAGUUUGUUAUCUUUGGUUUCAACAAUCGCGUUCUCUCCUCUAAUUGGUCAGAGCUGGGUGGGCGGGGCUAAUAAAGGAAAUACAGGGAAAAGGUUCUGUGUUCUGCACCAUCACACAGUAUUUUAUCAGUGUAGUUUAACAUGCAGCAGCAGCAGAGAUUAGCAUUAGUUAACAGCUGUAGUGAUUAUUAUCUUGGUAAUAAAUCAAGUUUAACUGCACCUGAACAGCCAAUUAGCUCAAACAUGAGGAGUAGAUUUGCUAGGCAGGUUACGUUCUUUUCUUUUAUAGGUUAGAGCUGUUUGGGGCGGGGCUAAUAAAGUAAAUACAGGAAGAUGGUUCUGUGUUCCGGAUUAGCACAUGUAGAGUACUUGCGGCAGAUUGGAGAUUAGCUUUAGUAGUAAAUCAGGUUAAACUGCACCUGUACAGCUAUUUACCUCAAACAUGAGGAGUAGGUUUUUUUGGUGGGUCACGUUCUUUUCUCUUAUUGGUUAUAGCUGUUUGGGGUGGGGCUAAUAAAGUCAUUAUAAUAAUAAUGUUCUGUGUUUCGGAUUAGCACAUGUACAGUAUUUCAGUGUAGUUUAACAUGGAUUAGCAUUAGUUAAAAGCUGUAGUGAUUAUUAUCUGGGUAAUAAAUCAGGUUAAACUGCACCUGAACAGCUGAACAGUGUAUUUAAUGGACGAGUCAUGUUCUUUAAACUUAUUGGUCAGAGCUGUUUGGGGGAGGGGCUGAUAAAGUAAAUACAAAAAGAAUGUUUUGUGUUAGAGGACCAUGAGCGUGAUGAUUGCUGUUUUUAUGCCUGCCCAAAUUAAUCGCAGAAUCUAAUUUAACCGGAUUAAAGUAACUAAAUUGAAUGGUAUUAAGUUGAUUAUAUAUAUAUAUAUAUUGUGACAGGCCUGCUGUAUAGAAUGAUGUGACGCCUUUCUGCAAAGUCAAAAUACGCAGAUUUCUUUGUCCAGCACGAAGUCCCUGUGCGUAUAUAUGAGGUACAGCCCUGUAUGUAUGAGUGUGUAUAUGUAUGUAUGUAUGUAUGUAUGUAUACAAGUUGCUACAUGUAUAGCUAUCUACUCUUCGUUCCUGAAACUGAUAAAGCGAUUUUUGAUAUGCCGAACAGUGUUUAAAGCAGCGUCGUACGUUAUGGCGUGACCUUCAGGCUUGCGGGAACACUUCAGUGACCUCUAGUGGUAGAAGUGGGAUUGAGCCUGAAGACACUGAACCGUUAGCGCUGCUAAAAUGCAGACUAGCGUGACGUUUAUUAACGACAGUAUUACAGCUUUUUUCUUUCGUAUUUGGCGGGUUUGUGUACACAUGAAUACAUAUAAAUAUAUAAUAAAAUGUAUGAGCGAACACAGACGCCAGGUACGUAUAUAAUAAUCUGAUAGUUAUGAUAAUGUAAUCUAAUAAUGUUAGUUUUGCACUUUUUUGAAGGAAAUAAAAUGAGGAGGUGGGAAAGCGUGUAGCGUUUAUUUCAGCACUUUUUCCCUCCAUUAUUUUAGUUUUUUUUAUUCAGUGUAUUUUCAGCAGCCUAAAUAAGCAAAACUCUUAAUUUGAAUUUAGUAUUUUUUGUUUUUUGUUACCUUUUAUUUCAUUUUUCUUUAUCUACUUUUUUAUUAUUAAAUAAGAAUGUGUGAAAAAAAGCUCACCAGACUGUAAACUUUUAUUAUUUUUUUCUUUUUUGUAAAUGUAAUCAAUUUAUAAUGCUGAAUGUAAUGCUGAAAUAAAUGGUUUAUUGCUUAA
Messenger RNA from Astyanax mexicanus (Mexican tetra), 8044 nucleotides. It is a transcript of the gene rnf145b, whose product is annotated as ring finger protein 145b. The record is from RefSeq and is a predicted model, not a curated record. The coding region runs from base 242 to 2350 and encodes 702 amino acids. Lineage: Eukaryota; Metazoa; Chordata; Actinopteri; Characiformes; Acestrorhamphidae. Gene Ontology annotation, molecular function: ubiquitin protein ligase activity; zinc ion binding. The transcript is spliced from 11 exons. Gene Ontology annotation, cellular component: endomembrane system; endoplasmic reticulum.